Molecule: messenger RNA, 5221 nt
Organism: Aedes albopictus (Asian tiger mosquito)
Lineage: Eukaryota; Metazoa; Arthropoda; Insecta; Diptera; Culicidae
Exons: 2
Coding region: 930-5165 (1411 amino acids)
Biological process (GO): intracellular protein transport; protein import; protein targeting
Cellular component (GO): membrane
Molecular function (GO): ATP binding
Source: RefSeq, a predicted model, not a curated record
UAGACAUAGGCACUUCUAAAGUAUCGCAAAUAAAAUGGCCUAAAGCAUCAAUGAUCUAAACAAGAAAUUGUCAUACAUAUACAUUGGAAGUAUUAUCCGAUUGGAAUCUUCUAUUCAAUGCAAAUCAAUGAGAAAUGUCCUACCCAACGAGUCACGUCCACCAUUUAAAACUAACAAAAUGAUACAAGCCGACAAUGCUUCGACAUCAUGAAAGUAACCCCCAAACGCAAACUUCAGCAUACGACACUAGCGCAAUUAAUAUGCGCCAAAGUGAUUGCGCGCGAAUCCUAUCAUCUGGUCGUAAACAUUGACCGAAACAGAAAAUGGAAGACGACUACCAGCAUGGAAAAAAGAAGCUCCCGUUCUCGCGGGUCUCACUGAUGAGUUGCAAACAUCUUCAAACGACUGCUUUCGCUUCAUAGUGUGCGUUCAGUUGGAAUUCGAAUUGGAUUUGAGUUUGGCAUCCAGCAAGAAUUCAGACUUCCAAACACACUCCGGAACGGGCAUUUUCAUUCUGUCAUUCUUGGUGUUUCCGCGCAGAUAAGAAGCAAAAUGGUCGUUUUCACUUCGAAUCUUUAUUUCCAGUGAAGUCCAGAUUGUGUAGGUACUGCUCGCUCACCCUUCGUAUAUAGGUGCCUUUUUGUGCGGGAUAGGUAUCUGCGUAAGGACCAACCGUUUCGCCUCAAACAAAAAGAGAAAGAAUCACAAGAAGAACAGGGCAGAGAAAGCGACAACAAAUUCUCUCUACCGACUUGGGGUACCUUUUUGAAGUUGUAUGGGUAUAAACAGUGCAAAGGAUAUAACUGGCGAGUCUGCGCUUCUCGGCAUCAGUUCUGAUUAACAUAUCGUACGGAGUGAGUGUGAUACGCAAAAGAAAAAAAAUCAUUUUCAAUUUCAAAUCCAGUGAAAACGCUGACGAUAACAUAACAAUGGCUUCGGUUGAUCGCGAUGCUCAAAGCCCCGAUGGGACAACGUCGGGCGACAAUUGGACCAUUUUGCAGUCGGAUAUGGAAGCUUCUACAAAUGAAGCUAGCCCGGACAAGUGUUUAAUGCAGCGCAAAAUGCUGAUGAGUCCUACCAAAGAUCAGUACAUAAAGUUGCGAAGUUCAAGUGACGAAGGAUUACCGUAUUCGGCCAAGAUUCGCUACGGAAGCACUUAUUGGAAGUUGCACGGGGAGCAACGUUUGGUCACCAUCGGGUCGGACUAUGUGGCUCAGGUAUCGGUUGAACCGUCCGCCGAGCUGAACAGUGUCAGUGAUUUUCAACAGGCGAAGAAGAUUCUGUUAGGACUAGUGAUAACUGAAAAAGUACAUGAAGAUAAACUGCGACGAAAAAUUUGUGAUUUGGCAAGCUCUAUUCAAAAGAAGCUUGCUGAACAUGGUGAUGAAUGUGGACAGUGCUCUAAAAGUGGACAAUUGUUUGAGAUAAGACGUCUGGCCGAAAAGCAUUGCUAUGACGUCGGUUUUGACUUUUGCAAAGAAAUGUGUUCCAAUAAAUCUAUGUUCUGCAAAAGCUUAAAAGUGGACAUCGUGAUGUAUUCUGCUAUGCAAAACUGCCUGAGGGAUCGAAGCAUCUUCCUUAGGGAUGAUAAAUGGGCGAUUGGUUUGGAUAAAGAAAAGCAGAUGCUGGAGGACUUUUUCAAAGCAGUGAUGGAGAAACAUAGAAAUCUUCUGCUGGGAUCGUGUUCACCCCUAAUGGAAAACGAGCUGAAAAAAAUGGACGCUGAUCGCUUUUUAUUGCUUACAAUGGCUGACGUGAAAAUUUUCAGUGAUAUGGAGUUCAAACUGAAAGGAAAAGUGCUGCAAGAAGCGUUGCCAGUCAUCAUCCGAAAUUAUAUAAAAAGGAUAAGAGCUUUCGAUUGUAGCCAAUCGUUGCCAGCAGUAAAUGAAAUCUAUUUCUAUGUAUGCAAAAGCUUAAUUGAGAUAUCAACCCGUGUUGAAUCAAAACUAGCUAUACAAAACUCCAUCGCAUUUGAACGCACGCAUUGGAAAAUUUCACCGGAUGCAAUAAUUACCACCAAAACUCCCGUAGAAAAAUGUUUAGUCAAUCAACUGCACAUGCUGGUUGUCUUUGCAGCUUGCUUUGAACCGGGAAAUCCAACUGAUACCUUGUCAAUCUACGACCGCAAGAUCAAGCUCUUCAAAAGUUUUACAUUUUCUCAAAGUGAACAAACCGUAUGGUCAUGUAUGGUGGACGCAGGGAUGAUUUGUAUCUUUCGGCGUGACUUUAAGCGCAUCGAUGAGUUUUCAGAAAUGCUUACAACAUUCCUCCAGUUUCUUGUAUCGAUCGGUCAACAAACGGAAGUGCAGGACUCCAUGCGCAUGGUAGCGCACAUCAUUUUGGAUUUUGCAGCGGUGGUUGAGCAGAACAAAUUCGGAGCAGAACAAGACGAGAUUGGUAAAGACAUUCUUCGGAAACAGUUACCCUUCAUAUGCCAAGCAAUCCGACAAAGUCAGACAGAUUACGCUGGACUUAAAGAUUUGGCAAGUGUAUUCCAGGACUGCUGGACUUGGAGCAAAAGUGGAUUUUCCAAACUGAUGAAUAAGCUGAACGGAAAGUAUCUUGCUGUCCAUCUGAAUGAACUGCAAUCGAAGCUUCUUCACAUUGUUUUGUGUGCUUUGGAUAGAGAUGUUUCCGUGGACGAAGUAACCACAUUCUUCAGAGCAUUCAACGAACUUGCCAUGGAUUUGGAGGCCCUUAGUUUCGAAUGGUACGUACGUGUGCACAAUGAGAAGAUUUGUAAAACGCUAUUCGAGAAGAAAGCGAUCCAAGCACAACGUGGACCUGACAACGAUUGCUUUUUGGUGAUCGAAGAUAAAUACGAUGAAUUCAUAGAAAUUUGUACCAAUGAAGUCAUUCCGAAGCAUUAUCAGGUGGAAAUCGUAAAAACGCUCCUGGAUUACAUUGCUCUUAGUCUGGAAAAGCGUAGUUGGAACAACGGAGUACCUUUAACAGCAACUGACCAAUUGAAUGUUUCAAUAGCAUUGAUCGACGCCAUCAGAACUUCUCUUUUUCACCUAAAGGAGCAACCGAACUAUCCAAACUUCAUGCAGUUCUACAAGGAAAGGACGAAGCCGUUCAAAAGCAUCAUUAAGGAAUGUGGUUCGAUUUCUAGCCUUACAAAGCGUUUGGCUCUCUUGAAGCAAUCAUUCAGAUACACUCGUAACCAGCACAUCAUCGAUGUCGAUAAGGCGAUUGGUCUGUUCACCACUCUUAAUAAAAACUGCCAAGAGGAUUUACUGAAGAAUGCUUUCAAGCUGUAUGUUGGACAAUUCGAGAAGCACAUUCGUGAGUGCAAUGACUUGGAAUAUGCCGACAAGAUCAAGCGCAUAGUCCGCCACGUUAAGGAUAAGAUUUGCCCUAUGGAGACUACCAAGUGGACUGCGGGAUUUAAGCAGAACUCUAUUCCGUUGAUCCUUGCUGGUGUAAGAGCUGUGUGGUCUGUACUAACAACGGUGGAUUCCUUCAACACAGGAAAGUUUGUGAUGUCACAUUCGCUUCAAAUUCUCACCAUUUUAAGACUUUUGUGUGUGGACAAUAAGGUCCUUGGCGUUGAAAAUCACCUAGCGCAAGUAUUGACCGAACAAGGAAAAUCGUUGGUACUGGGGCUGGUUGCAACAGUUCUGGCCUUAUUUGGCCAUAAAGUGGAAAUAGCGUAUCACAGUGAACAUUUGGCCAAACGCGAUGCUGCUCAGCUCGGAGAUUUAUAUGACGCAUUUGCUAUCAAAUCGAAGAUUUAUUAUAGAACUAUCGACGACCUGGCGGAUGAGCGGAUGCGCUCUUAUUCCGAGAAGGCGUGGCUGUAUGUGAGCAAAUGUAUUGGAAUCCCUUACGAAUCGGCAGGCAUCGACACUCAAGGCAGUGCUGAUCUGAGUAAUACCGUUUUGUUGAUGAACGAGUUUGACGUCUUUUUGGACAAGCACUGUGGACUAAUGAAUUAUAAUGUGUUCGCCCCGGAGAUCACAGGACUUGGAAAGAUCCAGCAAAAAAUUUGGGAGUUUGUCCAAGCUGGUAGAGAGGACAUUGAGUGUCAAAUAGAAUCCUUUGUGCAGUCAUCGAGCGAUCCAGAUAUCGAAACACUAAAGGCUCUCAUCGAGCGUCCAGGUUCCUAUAAACUGCUCUCAAUUGAUCAUCACGGCCCGAAGGAGUUAAUGUUCACCAAUAAAACGUUCUUUGCACUUCAGUUAAGUGAAAUGGUGAAAACUGCCAAAGACGUCCACAGCGGACAUGAAGAUUACAAAUAUUCCCCAAACUGCAACCUUGAUUCCAACGGUGCUUUUCAAUGUCAAAAGGAACUGGGCGAGUUUUGUUCCAACUAUUACUGCCAAUACUUCAACGCUUUCAAAUAUUUCCAACUGAAAAAGGAUAACUUCGUGCAGAAUGUAAAUGGUUUCGCCAACUUUGGAUAUUUGCCCUUGGAUUUCUCAACAUUUUCGUACGCAAAAAUAUUGGAUUACUACCCCCUCGUUCUUUGUUGCACGGAAAGGUUGGAAGAUUUCAAACCAAUAACGCAAAACACCCUACUGCCGUCUUUCUUUGGAUCAUCCAAGCUGAAGUUCAAUCAGCAGGAACAUUUCCAAUGUCUCUCCAGCCCAUCCGAGUGGAGAAAAGCGAUAUUCACUCGCAUCAACGACAUUAUCAAGGAAAACCGAUCGGUGGUCGUAUUCUUCGGCAACUAUACCGUAUUGAAACAGUUCAGCCUGGAAUUCAAGCAGCAGAUUGAUCGCUUAAACGAGCUCACCGUGAUAACAGAAGAUUCGAACUGGGAACGUUACGUCCAUGAAGCAGGCGUACCUCGCACCGUCACCCUGGCGACCCGUGAAAUGGCACGUGCAGUGGACUUCGAGCCCAGUCUGGCAGUGGAGGAAAACGGUGGAAUUCAUGUGAUUCAAACAUUCUUCUCAUUGAUGGAACAUUCGGAGUCUCGCUACAGGGGGCGAACCGCCCGGAUGGGUAACGCCGGAAGUUACGAAUUGAUCGUCGCCAGGCCGCAUCUGUUUACGUGUCUGAUGGGCAACGAUGCGGCGAACAGUGUGCUCAGCUAUGCGCAGCUGGACAAGUACAGGAAGAACAUGACGAAAAAUCUUAAUGAACAGAGAGCUGAUUAUCUCAGGUCGGCUAAUCAGAAGCAUACUAUGGCGGAAAACUUUUAUGAAACCAUUUAAAUUGAUGAACUAAAUAAAUGAUGAACUAGAUAAAUGUGUUAGAGUGUAACAUUGAA